ACUUCUCGGCGAUUUUUACGAUCUAACUUCGAGAUAAAACCCCUAUCCAUUUGACAUCUAAAUGUCAUAGCGACUUUUGGGAUAGUUUGCUAUGGACAAAGGGGGACAAAGUCAAGGGGUGAGGGGGAAGGAGGGCCCAGUAGAGCCUCUACGACCCUUGGCUGCCUCCUCACCAGUUCCCCCUCCCCCCCCAAGUCCUGUAAGAAGUUGGGCCAAGCUGGAAGGGAUUGACCGGCCGCCGCCUCCUCGCCCUCGCGGGCCUCUGCGGACAUUCCAGGCCCUCCAGAGACCAGAACGUCCCUCGGCACCACCUCCCCUUGUGCCAAUGCCGCCGGGAAACCGCCGAUACCCAUGCCGGAUAAUAUUGUCCCAACCUGAGAGCCGUCGCUUCCCCUUCUCUGACUUGGGAGAGAGGGUGUUUCGCUUUUCUGACAUUUGCAUAGAAAAUGGAGUAAGUUCUGGCUUUGAAAAAUGGUAUCAGGCUGCAGUCCUGGGCAGAUUGUCCAUUUACCCUCCAUGA
This is a messenger RNA of Felis catus (domestic cat), 520 nucleotides long. RefSeq names its product neural Wiskott-Aldrich syndrome protein-like. The record is from RefSeq and is a predicted model, not a curated record. NCBI's taxonomy places the organism in Eukaryota, Metazoa, Chordata, Mammalia, Carnivora, Felidae. Bases 92 to 520 code for a protein of 142 amino acids. The transcript is spliced from 3 exons.